UUGUGGGCGGGGCUGGGCGGGCCCUCACUUGAGAUCGGUGGGAGGCUCUGCGGAGUGUUGAGGUUUCGAGGUCGUCUCGGGUAAGGGGGUCGCGCCGGAAGUGGCUGUGCCGCGCGCCUCCGUGUUGGAAGGAAGCUGCGGGAGGAGUUUAGUCGUUCAAGGGGGCGCGGCACCGCUGGGUGAUUUUUACUGUUCCCUGCAGCAGCCAUGGCGAAAGGCAGAGUCGUCGAGCGAUCUCAGUCCGGGAUGCUGCACUCGACCCCGGCGGGGGACGGGGCAGCGGGGACGCGUAGUGCCGCUGUGCCAAGUAGCAAAGAUCACCUGAAGGAAAAACCUUGUGUAGAAGCUGGGUCAGCAAGAACAUCACUCCUUAUACUGGUGUCCAUUUUUUUAUGUGCAGCUUUUGUUAUGUUUUUGGUAUAUAAGAAUUUUCCUCAGCUUAGUGAAGAAGAAAGAGUGAAUAUGAAGGUUCCAAGAGAUAUGGAUGAUGCCAAGGCUCUAGGAAAAGUUCUCUCCAAAUACAAGGACACCUUUUAUGUACAAGUACUGGUUGCUUAUUUUGCUACAUAUAUUUUUUUGCAAACUUUUGCUAUCCCAGGUUCCAUAUUCCUCAGUAUACUCUCCGGAUUUCUUUAUCCCUUUCCACUAGCUUUAUUCCUUGUUUGUUUGUGUUCUGGACUUGGUGCCUCCUUCUGCUACAUGCUCUCAUACUUAGUGGGAAGACCUGUUGUAUACAAAUACCUAACAGAGAAAGCAGUAAAAUGGUCGCAGCAGGUAGAGCGUCAUAGAGAGCAUCUCAUUAACUACAUUAUAUUUUUGAGGAUCACACCAUUUCUGCCUAAUUGGUUUAUUAAUAUUACAUCUCCUGUGAUAAAUGUGCCACUGAAAGUGUUUUUUAUUGGCACUUUUCUAGGUGUUGCACCUCCCUCUUUUGUAGCAAUUAAGGCAGGAACGACUCUGUAUCAGCUUACAACAGCAGGAGAAGCUGUUUCCUGGAACUCAGUAUUUAUUUUAAUGAUUUUGGCUCUUCUUUCCAUUCUGCCUGCCAUCUUCCAAAAAAAACUAAAACAGAAAUUUGAGUGAAGAAUCACGGGUUUUCGUUUACCACCACCAUCACCACCAUCAUCAUCUCAGGUUAGCAGGUGAUUCAUUUUAUGCUUUGAAAUCAUUCAGUGACUGAAGGAAGGACUUUUAAAGUAAAACAUCCCAUGAGACAGUUAAAAUAAUGCAUUUAUGUGGCAGGGGAGAACAGAAAUUGGUAUACUGUGAGAAGUGCUGUCAUCACACCUGUGAGAAAUAACUUACACAUUACUGUUCGUGAGUAGCUCUGAGAUAUCAUAGUGGCCUGGUCUACAAUUGUUGCUCUAAUAAUUCAUUUAGAGUGUUUUUCUCCUUUAUGUCUGGUUAAUAACUAAAAUAGUGAACUCAGGUCCAGUGGCAGGCACACACCUGUACUCCCAGCUGUUCAGGAGACUACGGCCAGAGGAUUGCUAGUUUGAGACUAGCUUAACCAAUAUCACAAGACCCUGUAUUAAAGUAAAAUUACCAACAGUGAAAUUAAAUAAAAUAAAAAUUCAGAGCACAAACGAAAUACUUGAAGCAAAAGAGUCUUUCAUUUUCUUUCUCUGUCUGAAAAAAACAAGCACUUUCCGGAAGCCAAGCACUUUUCAUUGUAGCAAGGAUGAGUUAUUUAAGUUUUCCUUAGAAAAUUUUAUCAUGGAUUAGUCUAAUAAUUUAAAUUCUGGCCAGUCUGUUUUCAUCUUUUUCUAGGUUUUACAGUAUUUCCAUCAUACCUAUGUAAAAGGAGAAUUAUAUACUUGUAUCAUAUUGGUGUUGAUAAUGUAUAUUCAGAUAAUAAUAUUUUGUUACAGUGUCUUUAUUAUCUCAAAAGGAGUUCUAAAAGUAAAUACUGGAAGCAUAUACUUUUUAGACAUUAAUUAUUUUAUAAUGAAACAACUGGCAGUAAGGCAUUAGUGGUUAAUAUAGUUUAUUUGUUCCAGUGACUGUAAAGUUUGUCUCGUAGUUCUGUCUGCUCAUUAAAGAAUGUAUUGUGAAAUUACCUUCUGUGCAUGAUAUAUCUGUGCAAUUGCAGUGUUGCCUUUCCCCCAGCCUCCUUUGGGACAGCACUUGAUUAGCACACUUUCCCAGGUGUAGAGCUUCCACUGUCUUCCCUCCACACGGUGAUUGGUGUCUCCACCAUUUCUUGGGAGAGACUUCUUGGCUGUUUAUGGAUGACCUUUAUUCCUUGCCAGGACAAAGUAAUAUAAAUCACUCUAAGAUCCAGUUGGUUUGUUCAACAGUUGCUUUAGUGGCGUGGGAAGUCCUUGUGUUUUUGUUCUUCAAAGUCUGAUCAUCUCAAAGCCUGUUUCUCCUGCAAAAUGUGGACUAAUCCUUUUCUGUCACAGUAUUAACAUGUGGAUAUAUUACAAAUACAAGGAAAUAAUAUUGAUAAA
This is a messenger RNA of Meriones unguiculatus (Mongolian gerbil), 2453 nucleotides long. RefSeq names its product transmembrane protein 41B (gene Tmem41b). Gene Ontology annotation, cellular component: endoplasmic reticulum membrane. The coding region runs from base 208 to 1083 and encodes 291 amino acids. Lineage: Eukaryota; Metazoa; Chordata; Mammalia; Rodentia; Muridae. The transcript has 7 exons. The record is from RefSeq and is a predicted model, not a curated record.